CGCCGAGUCGGGAAAGGCGCUUCCUGGCCUGGGCCCGAGCCGGCCUCCCCUCCGCCGCAGUCCCAGCCGGGCGCUGCCACCCCGGCCGGCCCGGGUCGCCAUGGCCAAGGCCUACGACCACCUCUUCAAGCUGCUGCUCAUCGGGGACUCGGGGGUGGGCAAGACGUGUCUGAUCAUUCGCUUUGCGGAGGACAACUUCAACAGCACGUACAUCUCCACCAUCGGAAUUGAUUUUAAGAUCCGCACCGUGGACAUAGAGGGGAAGAAGAUCAAACUGCAAGUCUGGGACACGGCUGGCCAGGAGCGAUUCAAGACGAUAACCACUGCCUACUACCGCGGAGCCAUGGGCAUCAUCCUGGUCUAUGACAUCACGGAUGAGAAAUCCUUUGAGAAUAUUCAGACCUGGAUGAAAAGCAUCAAGGAAAAUGCGUCGGCCGGGGUGGAACGCCUCCUGCUGGGGAACAAGUGUGACAUGGAGGCCAAGAGAAAGGUGCAGAAGGAGCGGGCGGACAAGCUGGCUCGAGAGCACGGGAUCCGGUUUUUUGAGACAAGCGCCAAGUCCAGCACGAAUGUGGAUGAGGCUUUCAGUUCCCUGGCCCGGGACAUCUUGCUCAAGUCUGGGGCCCGGAGACUGGGAGAUGGCAACAAGGCCUCCGGUGCCGCCCUGCAACCCUGCGACAGGAGGAACGCCAGCAAGUGCUCCCUGGGCUGAGGCCCUGUCCGCCGCCCACCCAGGCCCUGGAGGCCGAGCCGGGGGAGACAGGGCUGAGGGCGGUGGGGAGACUCAGGGGGGCCUCGGGAUAGGUGGACAGGCGGUGAGGAGACGGAGAGGAGACGGAGAAGAAAGGGAGAGGGAGGGAAGAGGAGAGGAAGGCCAGGGCAGGGAGAAGGGGUAAAGGACGUGAGGGGUGGAGGGGGCAAGACAGAGGGAGGCAGGCCUCGGGCUGGGCAGCCUCAGGCCUCGGGCUGUCCCUGGGUUUUCAGGACAAACCUAAAUGUAAGUCCGCGGUUUAUUCUGUUACCGGCUGGGGUUCGAAGGUCGGUCAAGAGCCCAGCGCAGCACCACCUUCUGAAGACUUGUCACUUUGCACGGUCUUGCUCAGUAUUAAAGGCCUCUGUUGGCACCAGUGUCCUCCGUGUAGGUGA
Molecule: messenger RNA, 1146 nt
Organism: Chinchilla lanigera (long-tailed chinchilla)
Lineage: Eukaryota; Metazoa; Chordata; Mammalia; Rodentia; Chinchillidae
Gene: Rab13
Product: RAB13, member RAS oncogene family
Exons: 8
Coding region: 101-712 (203 amino acids)
Biological process (GO): protein secretion; Golgi vesicle fusion to target membrane; protein localization to plasma membrane
Cellular component (GO): trans-Golgi network transport vesicle; plasma membrane; synaptic vesicle
Molecular function (GO): GTP binding; GTPase activity
Source: RefSeq, a predicted model, not a curated record